UCUGUCACGAACACUUUAAAAGCAGCACAACCAACGAGAAUUUUUGGUGUACCACGUGUGUUCGAGAAAAUCAUGGAACAAUUUGAAAGAGCCGAAUCCAAUUCCAACUUUAUUUGGCGCCUGGUUACAGCUUGGUCGCGUCAGACUUUACUGAAUAGUUAUCUGCGCAAUGCAGAAGGCAUUCAACCGAAUCCAACUAUCAAAUAUGCAUUGGCGGCUUUAAUUAUGCGUCCUUAUAAAGCUCAGCUUGGUCUCAGCCGUUGCAAGCAUUAUUGGGUUGGCGGUGCUCCUUUGUCAGUGCAAACAAAGAAAUUCUUUCUCAGCAUGGACAUACCCAUUAGCGAUAUGUUUGGUGCUUCGGAGGCAGGUGGCGCUAUUUCAUUGACAUCCAGUUAUUGUCACUUGAACAGCACAGGCCGAGUUUUAAGUGGUUUUGAAAUCAAAAUCGACAAGCCCAAUAAAGAUGGGCAGGGCGAGAUUUGUCUGCGCGGUCGCUGCAUAAUGAUGGGCUAUCUAAAUAAAGCGCAGCGCAGUCGGGAACUUAUCGAACCGAAUGGCUGGUUACAUACAGGCGAUAUGGGUCGCUUGAACGAUGAUGGCUGUCUGCAACUUACGGGACGCAUCAAAGAGUUACUCAUCACGUCAGGCGGUGAAAAUAUAUCACCAGUUUAUGUAGAGAAUCUCAUAAAAGCGGAAUUACGCUGCGUUAGUAAUGCUCUGUUGGUCGGCGAUAAGCGCAAAUAUUUAACUGUUCUACUAACAUUGAAAACAAAUAUGGACAACAUAUGUGGACUACCGUUGGACUCAUUACACACAGACACGGUCUCGUGGUUGAAAGCGCUGGGUUUUGACUAUACUUAUUUAUCAGAAGUUUUAAAAAUACCAGCUUUUGCAGUGAACUUUAAUUAUAAAGGUGCGUGUCCAAGUCUGGACCAAAAGGUUAUGUUGGCGAUAGAAAAAGGCUUGGAGAAAGCCAAUCAAAAUGCCUUAUCGCAUGCUCAAAGAGUUCAGAAAUUUGCUUUGUUGCCGCAUGAUUUUACAGUAGCUACAGGGGAAUUAGGUCCCACCCUGAAGGCUCGACGGUCUUUUAUUUGCGAAAAAUAUGUUAACGUAAUAGAGAAAUUAUAUUGCGAAAACAGUUGAUGUUCUAGCCUUUGUAUUUUAUAUUUAUAUCUUAU
Ceratitis capitata (Mediterranean fruit fly) is the source of this 1178-nucleotide messenger RNA. Its product is annotated as long-chain-fatty-acid--CoA ligase bubblegum-like. Lineage: Eukaryota; Metazoa; Arthropoda; Insecta; Diptera; Tephritidae. Gene Ontology annotation, cellular component: membrane; endoplasmic reticulum. The record is from RefSeq and is a predicted model, not a curated record. Gene Ontology annotation, molecular function: long-chain fatty acid-CoA ligase activity. The coding region runs from base 73 to 1143 and encodes 356 amino acids. The transcript has 5 exons.